CACACACAUAGUAGUAGCAGCCGCAUUUUCACAGCCUGCUCUUUCAGACUGACAGCAGCAAACGGAGUUGAGAGGCAGUGCAAUAGAGCGAGGGAAACAAGGGAGGCGCCCAGAGAGGAGAGCGAAGCAGAGGAGAUCACGCAGGAUUUCCCCUUAUUGCCCUUUAGCUCUCUGGGAGCCAGAGAAGGAAUCUCCCCUGUGCUCUUCCUGAGCUGAACUUGCUUUGCUAGAGGACCUGCAACCUGCUAUGGCAGCCCCAGAGGGACACAGGAACACUGCUCCCUUCUCAUCUUGUUCCUCUCAACUGUGGACUACCCUCAUGUGGGGUGUGUUGACACUCUUAAGUCAUGUUCAGGGCUUUAACUUGGAUACUACUCACACACUGCAUAAGUUGGGAGACCAUGGCACCUUUUUUGGUUUCUCUCUUGCACUUCACCAACAGCGUACCCCAGACACUCAGAGCUGGAUACUGGUGGGGGCGCCACGGGCAGCAGGGCAGGGCCAGUUGACAGGCAGUCGACCUGGAGCCCUGUUCAGGUGUCCAAUCACACCAGAGGAGUAUGACUGUGAGCGGGUUGAUAUUGAUGGAGACGUGAGGUGGGACCGAGAGAGCAAGGACAACCAGUGGCUGGGAGUUACAGUUAAGAGUCAGGGCAUUGGAGGGAAAGUUGUGACCUGUGCUCACCUGUACGAACUGAGGCAACGUGUAAACCAGCCAUCAGAGACCCGCGAUCCAAUUGGACGCUGCUAUGUCUUGAGUGAGGACUUGACUGAGCGAGAUGACCUGGAUGGAGGGGAAUGGAAGUUCUGUGAGGGUCGGCCACAGGGACACGAGCAGUUUGGUUUCUGUCAGCAGGGCCUGUCUGUCAGUUUCACCCCAGACAACAACUUCAUUCUGUUUGGGGCUCCGGGAACAUACAACUGGAAAGGUGAAAUGCGCGUUCAGCUCCUAAACCAGACUCUGUUUGACCUCGGUUUCUAUGAGGAUGGACCUUACGAGGUGGCAGAUCAGAAACAACUUAAUUCCCAGCUCAUCCCUGUGCCCUACCACAGUUACCUGGGGUUUUCUGUUGACUCUGCCAUGGGUAUAAUGAAUCUCGGGGAGCUAACCUUUGUGGCUGGUGCUCCCCGGGCCAAUCAUACUGGGGCAGUGGUGCUGCUGAAGAAAGACAAUGUGUACCGGUUGGUGCCACAGCACAUCUUCUGGGGGGAGGAGCUGGCUUCUUCAUUUGGGUAUUCAGUAGCCACCACAGAUCUCAACAAUGACGGCUGGACGGACCUGAUUGUUGGAGCUCCUAACUUUUUUGACCGUAAAGCAGAGAUUGGCGGAGCUGUUUAUGUGUAUCUAAACCCAUUUGGUCACUGGGACGAUCAGGCUCGGCCCAUCCGCCUCAACGGGACGUAUGACUCCAUGUUUGGGAUGACAGUCAGCAACAUUGGAGAUCUGGACCAGGAUGGAUAUGGAGAUAUUGCUGUGGGAGCACCAUUUGACGGAGAUGGGAAAGUCUUCAUCUAUAGAGGCUCAGAUGCUGGAAUUGAGACAAAACCUGCUCAGGUGUUGGAUGGACGAGACUUUGAUGUGAGACGUUUUGGAUACUCUGUCUCAGGGGGUUUGGAUGUUGACAAUAAUCACUAUCCAGAUGUGGCAGUGGGCUCGCUGAAUGAUUCAGUGGUUCUCUUCAGAUCUCGUCCUGUCAUCCACGUGAAAAGAGACAUGUCUAUUGACCCUCCACACAUAGAUUUGGAGCAGGACAACUGCAAAGGCAGAGAUGGAGUCUGUGUUGAGGUCAAGGCUUGCUUCACCUUUGUAGCCCACCCAGCGCACUACUCGCCACACAUUACCCUCGUAGUGCGCUUUGAAGCAGACACAGAGCGUAGGAAGCUGGGCCUCCCGCAUCGCGUUAGCUUCCUGGGCCGCAGCUUACUGGAACCAGAGUAUACACAGACAGAAGAAGUGGAGCUACAUCGGCAGCGUCAUCCUGUGUGCACCACUGCUGUCUUCCAGCUGCAUGAGAACAUCCGUGACAAACUGCGUCCUAUCUCUUUAUUGAUAACUCACACUAUCAAGCCCGUGCCACCACGCAGACACUCUGCAAAACGGCUGGAGAAGCUGCCUCCGAUACUGAAUGUCUCCCCUUCUAAUACGCUCCACUCUGAGGUGAACUUCCUGCGAGAAGGAUGCGGCAAUGACAAAAUCUGCCAGAGCAACCUGAAACUAAACUACCAGUUUGGUACUCGACCUGUGAACUCUGACCUCUUCAUCCCUCUGCCAAAAGAUGAGGACAGUGUGCAGGUGUUUUCUCUGUCAGAUCAGCGGCUGGUGGUGCUGGACAUCAGCAUCACUAACAUGCCCUCUGACCCUCUUCACCCCGAGGACGACGGCGAUGAUGCUCAUGCCGCUCAGCUGAUUAUCUCCCUUCCAAACACACUGUCAUAUGCCGGUUCCAGGAUCCCAGAGCAGAUGAGAUGUCAAGCAAACCAGAACGGCUCCCAAGUUGAAUGUGACCUGGGAAACCCUGUCAAACGAAACACUAAGCUGAAAUUUUCCAUCAGUCUGAGCACAGCUAACAUUACCAUCGAGACCACUGAGCUGACGGCAGAUCUCUCACUGAAAACUAUCAGUGAACAGCCUGACUUGGUCCCGGUAACAGCUUAUGCUAAAGUUGUGAUAGAGCUCCCUCUGUCUGUCAGCGGGCACGCAAAUCCCGAUAAGCUGUUCUUCAGUGGUACAGUGAGGGGUGAGAGUGCUAUGACCACUCUGGAUGACAUCGGCAGCUCUGUGGAUUUUGAGUUUGUGGUUUCUAAUCCUGGCCAAGCUCUCCAGACACUCGGCUCUGCCUUCCUCAAUAUCAUGUGGCCCUAUGAGCUGGCCAAUGAGAAAUGGCUCCUGUAUCCUGCCAGCUUGAAGUUUCAAGGCCACCCAGACACAUACUGCACCCCCACAGCAACUGUGAAUCCUCUGAAGCUACAGGGCUCCUCAUCUGCAGAGCCUGGGCAGGUUGGGAGAAAACGCCGCUCUCACCCAGAGGAGGAAGGUCAGAUCAUGACGAAAGGGAGCGUGGGACAGACCACACCAGCUGUGGCAGCUUCAGAGAGACGCAAGUCACUCAAACUGGAUUGUCUUUUGGGGUCAGCACGCUGUGUACUGUUCCAGUGUCCUCUCCACAGCUUCUCUGGUCAGGCUCUGCUUAAAAUCCAUGCCAGACUGUGGAACAGCAGUUUCAUAGAGGACUUCCCAGCAGUUAGUGCUCUGGAGCUUCUAAUCAGAGCCAACAUCACUGUGAAGUCCAGCAUCAAACACCUGGUCCUCAAGGAUGCUGCUGCGCUGGUUUCAGUGAUGAUUUAUCCUGAGUAUGGUCUUACUGACCAGUACUGGAUCCCCUGGUGGAUCAUCCUCAUUGCCAUCCUGGCAGGUGUCCUGCUGCUGGCAUUACUGGUCUGCAUGCUGUGGAAGUGUGGUUUCUUCCGACGGGCUCACUACAAGGACAAACUGCCUCAAUACCAUGCGGUGAAGAUUCCUCGCGAGGACCGGCCACAGUUUCAGCCUGAGAAGUCAGGAGGUGUCCACAAAAAGGAAUGGGCCACACACUGGAGCGACGGGACGUCAUAACAUGCUUUGAAGCACUAACUGACUAAGAAAAAAAAAAAUUUUCAAAUCACCAUGUGUGGCACUCGUUCUGUCUUUGCUUUUGAAUUAACUGAGUAAAAAAAUGUGCACAGAGACUGGGAUUGUGAUAUUUUGUGCACACUUUACUGCGUCAGUGCUUACAUAUUGAUCUGUUUUCUCCAUACUGUAGCCUACUGAAGGCUGAACGUAGAUAGUCUUUUUAGUCUAAUUGCGUUGUAAAUCAAUAUGAUAGUAUUAUACUGAAGGCCCAUAACAAUAUAAAAACCAGUCUAGCUGCUAAAUAUGUUUCACAGCCCACACGGGGAGCACUGCUGCUUUGCUGUCUGUCAUCAGAAUAAAGGACUGAAAAUCAAAGACGUGCAUGAGCACCAACAUGCAGAGGAAAAAAAUAAACACACAGACAUAUUGGACAUUAUGGUAAAGAAAUCACUGCCCAUGACAAAGACUACUUUUUGCCUUAACUACUGUAAAACUGAAGACUGAUAUGAUGGGUAAUGGAGAAAAAAAAAAGCAUUUUUCUAUAUAUAAAUGAUGUUUGAGGAUUUUCUUUUUGUUAGCACUGGGUGGAUGUUAGUACAACAAUGAAUGUGUUGUCUUCUGAGCUUGAUGAUUACUCUGGGCUGGCUUAAGAAGCCAUUAAUGAAAAGUUCAACUGAUAGCUUUUGUAGGACUUUAUUCAAUUGCCUGAGUAACUUGAAUAAGAACAAGAAACCACAAUACAGCCUAUGACAUGCUGUGACCAUAGCACUGUUUUCGCAUGUGUCAGAUGAGAAAAGCAAUAUUUAAGAUGUUGUGUGCGCAUUUGCUGUUUAGGAACAUUUCUGGUAGAUUUUUUUAAUGGAUGUCAUGUCUUAUAAUGGGAUAACAUAUGCUCAGUGUAAAAAAAAAAAAAAAAAUCACAUAUGUAUGAAAACUUACUGUGGCUUCAAUUUAAAGCCUAUACUACUAGUUAAUUAGUUAAAAUAUGAGAUUUUUCUUUUAAUGAGUUGUAAUGUAAAGAUAUUUCACCAAUACGCAUCUGGUCUUUGUAUAAAUACUGUCAUUUUCAAGCUGUUAGGCUGGACUGUAUUAACCUGCUUGUCACACUGCUACUGCUAAUGUGUGCCACUCAUGCCAAUAUGACAUUGCUUUCAUUUAAGUACUGACAUUUCUAAUUGCGUACAAGUGCCUUAUUGUAAAAGUGGCAGAUGGUGUGCUACUGGAUACAAACACAAGGCUACUGCAAAUUAGAUCAUGCUGCCCUGAAGCAUCUGCUGGACACCGGUGGGCAAGUAAACAUCCCUCCAGCAAUGAAGCAACAUGAAGAGAGGGGAAAACAUUGUUUUACACAAGCAGAACAGCACGAACAUAUGUCAGAACCAGACAAACUCUCUUUGGAUCUAAUCUGGGUUGAUGAAGUGGCUGUAAAGCAUGAAGAGUCAGCUUAAUUUUUUUAGGUAUUGCUGGACAAUCGUAUAUUAGCUGCAUGAAAGUCCUGUUGUUGUUCUGACGUUCCCAAAUUUUCUGUUGGUCGAUGCUCAGUGUUUUAUUUAUUUUUUUGUCCAGCUGCUCUGUUUCAACCUUGUAAAUAAAAUAAAAACAAAACUGAGAUCAACCCGUCA
Archocentrus centrarchus (flier cichlid) is the source of this 5229-nucleotide messenger RNA. It is a transcript of the gene itga7, whose product is annotated as integrin, alpha 7. The record is from RefSeq and is a predicted model, not a curated record. Gene Ontology annotation, cellular component: integrin complex; external side of plasma membrane. NCBI's taxonomy places the organism in Eukaryota, Metazoa, Chordata, Actinopteri, Cichliformes, Cichlidae. Bases 248 to 3610 code for a protein of 1120 amino acids. The transcript has 25 exons. Gene Ontology annotation, molecular function: integrin binding. Gene Ontology annotation, biological process: integrin-mediated signaling pathway; leukocyte migration; cell-matrix adhesion.